AUGCGUCGACGGGCGCGCGCGUCGACGAGCGACGACGGCGGCGGUGGCGGCGAUGACGACGACGGCGGACGGUUCGUGCGAAGACGCCCGAGAGCGCACGAGAUCGCGAGAGACGAAGAGGAAGAGGAAGACUUCUCCAUUGACGACGAUUUCUCCAGCGAGGACGCGUCGAUGGACUCGGACGACGACGAGGACGACGACGAGGACGAAGACGCGGGAGCGAACGAGGAUGAGCACGACGGUCGCGUCGAGGCUCUGGGACGGGCGAUCGUUGACGUUUUAGGACGGGCGCACGAGAGCGAGGCGGAACGCGCGCGGCUCGCGGAGGGACACCUUUUUCGGCUCGUGGAAACGCUGGAGGAAGAAGAGCGGGCGACUGGGAUUCCAUUGGGACAGAGCGUGAUGUCGCUCUACGCGGAAUGCGCGUCGGGCGCGUUGAGUAGGGAGGAAAUACUUCCGAUAGUGCGGCGACGGUGGGAGGAGACGUCGGCGGAGUACUUGGAGUCCAUGCGCGAGCGGUUGGUCGUGAUGCCGAUGGAGGAAAUGAGACGUUUGUUCGAGUUGAAGGUGACAGAAGAAAUCGCGUCGAUCAUGAGCAUCUUCGUCGGUUCGGAGUUCGAACGGUCGACCAUAGAAAAUUACCGGAGAGAUGGCCUAGAAGGGGCGAGACGGACGCUGACCGCCGCGUCCAACUCCCCUCCGGAGAUAAUGUUGCACCCGCUCGAGGUGGCGCACUUGGAAUAUUUGUCCAUGUUCCACGAGCAGAUAUUCCAUUUCAACGAUGUUUUUGACGAUUUCAUGGACGAGAGCGAUUACGAGACUGAGGACGAGUCGAUGAAUAGCGAAGAGUUGGACGCGCUGCAGAACCAGAUCACGUUAUCGAACGUCGAAAGGGGCAUCAAUGACCCUUGGGAUGUGUCACCGUAUGUACCGUGGCCCAUGAUCGAACAGCGGCAGCUCUUGCGCACCAGGGUAUCGUUGAAUCAUCGACAAGGUGCGGAUUCGUUGUGUGCAUUUCCUUCUUUCGAGGACCUCCCAGCGCCCGUCGAGGAAGAGCUCCCCUUGUCGGGAAUCGUCUUGCGCGAAGAGACGUCAAGAGGAACAAUUGAGCACACGACGCCGACUUCGAGGAUUCCGAUGACGGCACUCUUGGUUUCUACUCCGUCAGAAAUCAUAGGCUACCGAAAUGGAUGGCCAGUUGGCGCCACAAGGGAGCAGUUUCGGGUGUACAGUAUGGAUUUCGAUGUAGAUACACGCACGCUUGCAGUUUGCGGAGCGACUCCCUACAUGAACAAUAUGGAUUACAACGUCAUUUUGUACCGCUUAGAGCCAGACACAGCAGUGAAGAUACGAUCUCGUAUGUCGGGAGGCGAUGUGCCUCCCGGAAUGACUAGUGCGAAUACCUACAAGAUGCUUGCUAAUUCACCUCAAGGAGACCUCCCGGCGUGGAGUUUUGUUGAAUUGUGCAAGGCAAACAUAGGUGCCCGUGUGGCCCAUGGGCCUCCAAUAAACGAAGCGUACUAUCCAAUGCAACCGGAUGGAUUCCACGAGGCCGAGCAGGCAAACUGCAUACGCUUCGCUCAUCUAGCUUUGGAGGAGAGGAAGGCGCGAGAGCUGCGAAUCAUUUUCUCCAGCAAUGACGGAUAUGUGUAUGUGUGCCGUCUCGAUGAGACGACCAGUAGUGACGCCCCAACGAAGUAUAAACUCGUCAAAGACUUCGUCUUGAGUGAUCCUCACGUCGAGCCAAAAAACUGUGCUAUAUCUUCGCCGUGCGGUACAAUGAUCGCCCUCGCGGGCGAUAGUCGGAAGGUCUCGAUAAUGAAAUUUCAGAAGCACUCGACGACAACUUGUCGGGCUUGUUAUACGUCAACGUCGUGCGAGUUGGCAGACGCGAAUACAGCAAGUAUGGGCAUCGGCGGAGAAAUGUUCGAACUGGAAAUUCCCACUCCCGCAUAUCUUCUUGAUCCAGGACCUGGAGUGAUUCCGGAAGGCGCCAUUCAAUACCUUGCAUGGAGUUCGGACGGACGAUACUUGGCAGCAACGAGUGAUAGUGAUUGUUCUGUCACCGUCUGGCUCUUCUCCGGCGACGACAAGAGUCCAUCCCACACUCAACUAAAAAUUGGUUCACGGAUUAAGGAAUUCGCCGUGAGUGAUGUGGUACUGAUUGCGCAUAUCAAUGGUCACCAAUCGCCGUGUUUACAGGUUUCGUUCGGGAUCGCGAAUCCGUCGAUGUUGAUUUGGGCCGAGCGCGGAGCGAAAAUUCAUUUGUUCGAUGUCCGUGAGGCUGAAGGGUAUUUUGAGGAUGUGAUUCAAAGUUUCGGAGGCUUGGGAAGUGAUGAGUUCAAAAGUUUCUUCGAAAGCACUGGACCACAAAAUGAUCUUGACGAUCCAUGGCAUCCUCAGAAUGGGAGUAAAUAUCAACUUCGACUCGCGCGCGCGCUUUCAAGCUCUGGUAUUUUCGCUGCGUGCAUCAACAUGCGUGUCGGACCAGAUCACCUAAGUCGCGCAACAAUCCCGCAGGAGGAAGAACGAUGGGAGAACAUGUCAAGGGAUGAGAAGUUAAAGCAAUUUUCGUCUUGGCAGUCCGUCACGCAUACGCGCGGGAAAUACUUUGCGGUUCAAUCCAUGCAAACUGUCCACUUCGAUGAAAUGCACGAGUACUGUCGGCUCAUAACCUCAGACUUCAUCACGGGCUUAUCCGUGACUUCAGGAAAUCAGAAGUCAGCUUCACACUACAAAGAUAUCAUCACGUAUUCCACACGCGAAUCCGUCAAUGCGUUUGAGAUUCACGCGAGUAUGUUAACCGACAUGAGCAAUUUCAACAGGUUCCCAAUUUCUUUCAGGGACGCCGCAAGAACGUUCUUGCUCUGUGCCAAGGCGAGUCGAAAAUACACAACGGACACCUGCCUCGCCAAUUUACCCGCAGAGUUGAUCCAAGAUAUCGUCGCAAAGAUGGCAUCGUUGGCUUAUAAAUGGGCUCGACUCGAUGCUGUAACGAUGAGCGAGACAUUCUUGCGGGCGACCAUGAAGGGAUACGCUGGGCGCGACAUACAAGCAGACUCCUAA
This is a messenger RNA of Ostreococcus tauri, 3066 nucleotides long. RefSeq names its product WD40/YVTN repeat-like-containing domain. The coding region runs from base 1 to 3066 and encodes 1021 amino acids. The transcript has a single exon. Gene Ontology annotation, molecular function: protein binding. Lineage: Eukaryota; Viridiplantae; Chlorophyta; Mamiellophyceae; Mamiellales; Bathycoccaceae. The record is from RefSeq and is a predicted model, not a curated record.